UUGGUCCUGGCAAAGAGGAAAAACGGAGUUCAUGACUGAAGACUUUGGAUCAAAGUAGUUUCGCAGAGGCAGUACAGUUUAAUCAUGACUUCGACUUCACAACUUACAGAAGAAGAGAGAAACUUCGCCAGAUUUUUCUUCCUCAACUUUAAAGUAUCACCAGACAUUGCCAGGCGAUUCUUUGACGGCAUUUUCCCGCCAACACACUUAGCUCAAACUAUAAACAGCAGUAUGCAUGCCAUUAUCAGUUUAAACAAAUCAAAAAGAAUCAAUGCGGCCCAAUUAGAAAUACUAAGGGGUGUCCAAGGAACGGUAUGGCCAUCGUAUCUUCCUCCGAUGACUGUGGGAACAAAAGCUACCUCUUCCAAGGACUUUGACCUGACAAUGAUGAUAUGUUUGCUGCGUAAUCUAGGAGGUUUAUCAACACCCUCCAAUGGCUGGGAUCAACUUCCAAAUCCGAAUGAUAUGUUACCGGGAGCGGACUUGGCUACACUGAAGUGGUACAGAAAUCAGUUGGCCCAUACGACAGUUACUUUUAUGGAUAACAAUGAGUUUACAGACAAAUGGACUCGUGUUGAAAAGGCAUUGACAUCGUUAAACAAAGGUCAAAGACCACACGAGGUCACUGAAAUCUUGAACUACGAUCUUGAUGGAGAACAAGCAAAAGCAUUAGCAAACGCAGAACUGAAGCAGCUAAAACAAGAAUACGUUAAUUUUGAAAAGGAAAUAAUACAGAUAGAAAAUGAUUUCUCUCAAUACAGGGAAGCAAAUCUUCCAAUAAAUAUUGCAGAAGCAAAUGCAACUUUGGUAGAAAAAUGGCGAAAAGAGGACGAAUCCUUUUACGAGACAGUUGGAUCGGAACUAGUUUAUGAUACAGUACAGGAUUGUAGUUGUAUUUUGGUGACAGCAAAUUCAGGACUAGGAAAGACAGCCACUAUCCGACAUAUCGCAUUAAAACUUAAACCAGAAGGAUUUGAAAUAGUUCCCAUAGAGUUUCCCGAGGAUAUAAUCAAAUACAAAACAAAUAAAAAACAAGUAUUUCUUAUUGAUGAUGUACUUGGUAAAUACGAUAUAAGUCCGACACUGUUGUCUAAAUGGGAAAGAAUAAACGAAAAAUUGAUAAGCUGCUUGGAAACCGAAGUAGGCUCAAACAAAAUAUUGUGUACACUGAGAUCACAAAUAGCUCUCCAUAAAAGAUUUGAAACUGCAUCAACAAUCUUAAACAAAGUAGUCAUCAAUCUAGAUCUCGCGUCUAAUGCCCUCUCGAAGGAGGAAAAGCAGGAAAUAUUGAUUAAACAUCUUAAGAGAAAUGACUUAGAAAAGGAAAUUAAAACAGAGGAGGUUGAGAUCAUGUGUGAAACCAAUUAUGCAUUUCCUCUUCUUUGCAAAUUGGUUUCAAACAAUGAAGAAAGGUUCAUAAAAAGAAUAGCAUUCUUUAGACAACCUUUUUUACUGUUGAACGAGGAACUUGAUAAAAUGAAAAGGAAGGUCAAACAGCAAUAUUUUGCAUUGGACAAGAUGCAGAAUCUAGUAAUAUUACCUUGGUGCUAG
Molecule: messenger RNA, 1551 nt
Organism: Mytilus californianus (California mussel)
Lineage: Eukaryota; Metazoa; Mollusca; Bivalvia; Mytilida; Mytilidae
Exons: 5
Coding region: 85-1551 (488 amino acids)
Source: RefSeq, a predicted model, not a curated record